Lactuca virosa is the source of this 1041-nucleotide messenger RNA. Lineage: Eukaryota; Viridiplantae; Streptophyta; Magnoliopsida; Asterales; Asteraceae. The record is from the annotation of a GenBank genome assembly.
AUGGGUUUGCUAUCGUCAUCAUCAUCAAGGCUUUCAACCUCACACCUCACUCGCUCACGCUCCAUCGUCCCAAGCUGCAUCCCCUUCCUUGCUUUUCUUUCAGUCUCCAUUUUCCUUCUCUACCAGGUCGACGUAUACAUCGCUCGAACCAGAAAAGGUCCCCGUCGCUACCAACCCACAUCUUACCUUCUUACUCCCAUUCCGGAUGAAGUUCAAUCAAGGGUUAUAACAAAUGGUACUUUUGAUCGAUUGUUUGAGAUCACUUGGGGAGAUGAUCAUGCUGACAUACAUGAAGAGGGUGAAUUGCUGACGCUUAGACUUGAUAAAAGAUCGGGUUCUGGAUUCCGAUCUAAAGAUGAAUAUCUGUUUGGGAAAAUCGAUAUGCAGCUAAAGCUAGUAGAAGGGAACUCCGCUGGCACUGUAACAGCUUAUUAUUUGUCAUCUGAAGGGGACUUUCAUGAUGAGAUAGACUUUGAGUUUUUGGGAAACACGAGUGGCGACCCUUAUACGCUACACACAAAUGUGUAUAGCCAAGGUAAGGGUAAUCGAGAGCAACAAUUCUUCCUUUGGUUCGACCCUACUGCCGAUUUUCACACGUAUACUAUUAUCUGGAAUCCUCAGCGUAUAUUGUUUUAUGUUGAUGAGAUUCCGAUUAGAGAGUUUACAAACAACGAGGCAAUUGGCGUUCCUUUCCCAAACACUCAACCAAUGAGAAUACAUUCGAGCAUAUGGAAUGCAGAAGAAUGGGCAACAAAGGGUGGGCGUGUGAAAACUGAUUGGAGUCGAGCUCCGUUCACGGCGGCGUACCGUAACUUCAACGCUGAUGCUUGCAUUUGGUCGUCAUUGAAAGGAUCUUCGUGCCCAUUGAAUUCAACCAAGCGAUCAUGGUUCCGAGAAAAGCUUAACACGGCGGCAGUUAGAAAACUGAAAUGGGCACAAAAGUAUCAUAGGGUUUAUAAUUAUUGCUCAGAUAAGUGGAGGUUCCCGGAAGGUCCAGGCCUAGAAUGUAAAUUUGUAUACAUUUUAGACAAAAUUACGUGA